Messenger RNA from Ceutorhynchus assimilis (cabbage seed weevil), 891 nucleotides. NCBI's taxonomy places the organism in Eukaryota, Metazoa, Arthropoda, Insecta, Coleoptera, Curculionidae. The record is from the annotation of a GenBank genome assembly.
AAAUGAAAACGCUAUGCUAAAACCGAAUACCCAUCGGCUAACUUCGGGCCGCUUGCCACCAUUGCUUUUCUUUUUCCUUUCGCCAUAAACAUUCAUUGAGAUGGCCACGGAGAAGAAAACGCACCGUCCCAGGAACUACGACCUCGGGAAUGGGGUCGUCAGAUUUAGCCGUACAAGAGUAUUUCAUAAAAAGGCCCUGUACAAAUUCGUAGGCAAGAAAGUGGUAGCCCAAAAAAAGCCCGCUAAACCUAAAGUAGUCGAGAAGCAAAUUGGCGGUGAGAAAAAUGGUGGAAAACGUUUUGUGCGUGUCGAGAAACGUAGGGCUGUAUAUCCUACCCAAGAUAAAAUUGCCAAAAGACCAGCCAAACAAUUAUUCAAAAACCAUAAAAGGUCAUUGAGGCCAUCAAUCACUCCAGGAACAGUCCUCAUUUUGUUGGCAGGAGGACACAAAGGAAAGAGGGUUGUUUUCCUUAAACAAUUAGCCUCCGGACUUCUCUUGGUAACUGGUCCCUUUGGUAUUAACGCAUGCCCAAUUAGACGUAUCAGCCAAAGGUAUGUUAUUGGAACCCAAACUAAAAUUGACAUCAGUGAAGUGAAACUUCCUGAAACUAUCAAUGACGAUUAUUUCAAAAGACAAAGGCAGAAGAGGGCCAAGAAAGAAGAAGGCGAUAUCUUCCAGAAAAAGAAGGAAGGUUACAAAGUAAGUGACACCAGAAAAGCUGACCAAAAAGUUGUUGACACUCAAGUGCUUGCUGCCAUCAGGAAACAUUCUGACAGGAAAGUACUUUUGGCCUACCUUUCCUCCAUGUUUGGCUUGAGGUCGAGUCAGUACCCCCACAGACUACAAUUUUAAAAAUUUAAGUACUAUAAGCCACAGUUUAUUGGUUAAAU